Messenger RNA from Acipenser ruthenus (sterlet), 2492 nucleotides. RefSeq names its product E3 ubiquitin-protein ligase RNF114-like. The transcript has 6 exons. NCBI's taxonomy places the organism in Eukaryota, Metazoa, Chordata, Actinopteri, Acipenseriformes, Acipenseridae. Gene Ontology annotation, molecular function: ubiquitin protein ligase activity. The record is from RefSeq and is a predicted model, not a curated record. Gene Ontology annotation, biological process: protein polyubiquitination; ubiquitin-dependent protein catabolic process. The coding region runs from base 38 to 655 and encodes 205 amino acids.
GUGAAGUGUCAGGCACAGUUGAACAAGAGACAGGACUAUGGACACUGGCACUACAGACGGCAACACACCAGCUGAAUUUGAAUGCCCUGUUUGUAAAGAUGUCUUUGUUGAACCUGUGUGUUUACCUUGCCAACAUGUGUUCUGCCAUUGUUGUCUCACAGAAUCACUGAAAGUACAAAAACACUGCCCCGCCUGCAGGAAUCCAAAUAUUGGGCAAAUGACACCAGCCACUGAUGUCAUCAAGCAGAUGGAAGGCAGACGUGGCACCUGUAUGGAAUGUCGUUCUGUGGUGCCUUUCAGCCAAAUGAGAUCCCAUCUUACAAGCCAUGUCUCUGCAGUGAAUACACAGAACAUACAUGAUUUCAGGCUAUCAGUGAUGACCUUUCAAUGUCCUUACUGUCAGGAGACAGGACUCGAUGAUCUUGACCUCUUGAAUCAUUGUAACGAAAAUCAUGGGUUUGACAACAGGCGUGUGGUGUGUCCCAUCUGUGCAUCCAUGCCUCAUGGAGAUCCGUCUUAUCAAAGCAGGAACUUCAUUGGACACUUAAACUUGAGACAUGGGUUCUACAUAGAGGACUAUGUGGAUACAACACAAAAUGAUGCAAUAAAUGAACAAGGUGCAAUUUUAGCAUCAUACAAUGCACUGCUGCAGUAAAUUGUUACAUCACUGUGUUUUUGUGAUUGUAAAAUAGAUUAUUUUUUGUAACUAUAUUAUUACAUUUAAUGUAAGAGAAAAAAUGGAAAAGGAAGAUGUUGCUGGUUUUAAAAUGCCACUUAGCAGAUAUGAAAGAGUACUAGGCCAAUGAAACCUUAGAAUGUAGCAACAGCUUACAAGAGGAAAGAGGAUGCUAUUAGGGUUCUCAGCUCGCUCUUCACUGUGCAUCCUGUUCAUCACCCCAGAAAAUAUUUACAGCAAAUACAGAAUUAACAGCCCUCCAGCAGUCCCCCUACAGUAUGAAAUAUGUUUACUGUGCAAGCACACUAUUGUCAUUGUUGUACUGAAAAAUGUAAUGUUUUGAUUGCCAACCUGCAGUUUUUGUAGUUAAUUGUAAUGUCCCUCAAUUCACUGGUACCUUAGCACCAGUUUGGUACCUGUCCCGUAUAGUGUGGUAUAACAAGGGUGCACUGUACUUCCAUUUCUGAAAUGUUAGCUUGCUUGAUUUAGGGUCAUAUUAUUUAAUGAAUGUUGUUAUGUAGUCUCUCUUGAAGGAUUACUGUUGAUAAUACGAUUUGCAAAUAAGGUCUAUGACCAUUUUAAUUUAAUUUAUAAUUAAGUCUUUGAAGUUAUAAAUUAUUUCCUAAAAAAAUAGGCUUAAAUAAUGCAUAAUACCAACGGUUUGUUUGAGUAAACUGGUUUUGGGUGGCAGUUUUGGCCUCUUCACUCCAGGUUCCAAUUUAUUCUAUAAUUAUUUAAUAAAAGUAUCUAUUAAACCUGUGUGGAAAAGACCUCCAUGAUCGGAAUUGCCUACCCCUAGUUUACUAAAAACAACUGUCAAAAUGAUUGAAAUACCAACAUAAUCAGUGAGAUAGUCGUAGACAAUUACAUUUCUCUAAUAAUCAGUCAGGGAUUUCAGUUUUCAAUUAAAUCCUAAAUUAUAGAUUCACGCUGUAACAGCCCACUAAUUACAAAACACUAAGGAAGUAAAAUGUAUGACAUUGUUUUAUUUUCUGUUAAAACAUAUUGUAAUACUGUAUUCAUUUUCACAACUACGACCACUCACAAGGUAUUGCAGGGCGCAUUUAGUUGGUGGGCAGCCUAUCCUAGUUAAAGCUCUAUUGUAGUAGUGUUAUAUUCUGUGCAUUAUUAUGUUAAACAUGCACUCCUGUUUAAUCCGCAGAUUACUGAUUUGUCCCGUACUAAAUGCCACCUGGAACAUCCAUGUUUUGAAUAGGAUCUGUUAGGUAAUAGCCAGGGCUGUCAGAUUCGCUGGUAGGAUGGGACCAGCAAAUCAGAUGCUAGUUAACACGAGCAGGAAAAGAACAGCACGCCCACUGCUUGUCUGGCAGAAAUACUGUAAAUAGCAAGACAGGGCGUUCGGUGGAUUUUCGUUGAUAAACUUAAAUAAUGUUAUUAACAAUGCGCGUUACAAAAAUGUGAUUAUUUUCGAUUUAAUCGUAGCAGCCCUAUUAGGUAAUAACAUUUCAGUCAUCACAUGUUGGUGGACUGAACAGCAAUUUUGAUUCUGGAUUUCAGAUUUGGGGUAUAUUGUGAUUUAAAGUUUGUAUAGGUUUUUGUGUAGACACUCCUGGAUGUUCAUUUGCAUUUGCAUAUAACAUGUAUUCCUUGUAUAAUACACACCGCCACUACAGUACCUUUUCGAAAACACCAUAGUAUACAGCACAACUUGUAAAAUGUGCAACCUAAGCUUCUGAAAGCACCUUAACACAGGACUGUAGAAUGUAAUGCAAUUCCAGAAUGUAAUGUUUAAUUUGGUAACACUGUUUUUUGUCCAUCCUAAGUAUAUUCUAAAACAAUAAAAAUAAACUCUUAG